AUGACAGCUCGCCCCGACUCGUCGGUUGUACAGGCGAUGGAUGUUUUUAAACGACGCAGACCUGUAAAAGGAGUACAACAACAAGAAAAGCUAUCACAUGUACUUACAGAUAAAAGAGCAAUCCCAUCUAUCUCGACUACAGAAGGUGCCUCUCUACACCGCAAAGCUGACCCGUUUCAAAUGCAUAUGUCAAAGAGCACAAAAAGCUUUGAGCAGCAGGUAGUUUCUAUGUUUAACCCCAGACGCUUUAGCAGUUGCUAUAGGUGUUUUGAGAUACAAUAUCUUUUAUAUUUAGCUUUUCGUGACAUGGUUUCUUCGUUUAAAACGAAGAAUGCUACAAUGAAUAUGCCCUGGGGCAGUACUCCAUCAAAGCCUCAGUUGACUGCGCUGCGAAGGGUUAUGCGGUGCAGUUUGAACAAGCUUGCCGACGAGUGUUUUGCAGACGCUCGUAAGGAUUUCUCUAAGACAGCGUAUGCAGCCGCAGCACCGAUUUAUGAAAUCCACGAGGCCACGGGCUUUUGCCUUGAAAGGUUGACAAAUGCCGCUAGUUUCUGCAACAAGCUAUUAAUUGAUCAAAAGAAGCAGAGCGCUAGUAUGGUCCAGCUGGCACGGCAGCUAGAUACUGAGAUUGACGAGCUAGCCGCAGAAAAUAACCAACUAGAGGAAAAGCUGCAGCGCACCUUAAAUAAUUAA
Giardia duodenalis is the source of this 693-nucleotide messenger RNA. RefSeq lists its product as uncharacterized. Bases 1 to 693 code for a protein of 230 amino acids. The transcript has a single exon. Lineage: Eukaryota; Fornicata; Diplomonadida; Hexamitidae. The record is from RefSeq and is a predicted model, not a curated record.